AUGCAGCUGGUCUCCACCCCCGCUGUCACCGACUUUCUAACGUCGCGGCUACCGCCCGGCGUCAACAACUUUCUAGCCUCGCCUGCCGUCCGCGACUUGCAGGCGUGGCUUACCCAGCCUCCAUUUGGGCCUCUGAACGCCAUCCACGAGGCUCGCCUCCGUGGGCGAGAGUGGAAUAAUUGGGCCCUACCUGCGUACACGAUUGCCAGUCUGCCCCUGCUCUUACAGGGGUACUUGAUCGUGAAACCUGGCACUCGUCCCCAGCGUGCCGCUCUCGGUGUCCUGGGCCUCGCUCUGUACAUUCCCUGCUGGCUGGAGUUUCGAAUCAAUGAACCUGGUCUCAACAUGGCCAACGCCGGGCUGACUCUGUACGCUUUCUUUGUCGUGGCAAAGUACAUCGAGUGGUCCUGCCUCACCGGGCCCCUCAUCGACCCUCGUUUUCUUCGUAACCCCCCGCCCAAGGGGGCCAGGGCACGCUUCCUUAGUGCCCUCGAUUUGACAACCAACUUCCGCAACGUCGGACUGGGUAGCAUCGGACUGGACCAGUCCCUUGGGCCCCGUAACAGCAAGCUGAAGGGUUACCACUACGUGCACCCCCGCUGGGUGCCGCGCGGGCCAUUGGCUACAGUCAUGCGUCAUCUUUGGGCGGUGGUAUGGCGCUACGCCUUUGCCGACGUGAUCUUGUCCUUCAUGCGGACCCUUGGCGAGGACACUCUCUGUGCGCCCGGAGGACGUCCCGAUUGCAUCAAUGCGUUCAUCUCCCAGUGGGAGGGGCCGCAGAGGAUUGCAGCGCUGAUCUUCGCGACCGGCCUCAUGGCCACCGUCACCGCUCUCUACAUGGGAGCGGGCCACCACGCGAUCGCGGCAAUCGCAAUCUCAACGUUGUGGGAGACAGACGCAUGGGACUUUCCAAUCAUCAACUCGCCGAUCCUCUCCACCAGCAUCAACGAGAUGUGGAGCAAGCGCUGGCAGCAGGUCAUUCGUCAUUACAUGGCCGUGCAGUCGAUGAUCGUAAUGUCUUUCCUGCCUCGCUUCAUGCGUGGGCGCGUCACGUACAUGCUCCUCGUUUUCCAUUUCAGCGGCAUUCUCCACAUUAUCGGGCACCUCGGCAUGGAGCCUGUACCCAACAUGGUGGGGAUCUACGUCUUCUUCAUGGCGUCAGGCUUUGGCUGUAUCGCGGAGCGUGCGUUCAGGAGCCUCACUGGUCGCCGCGUAGGCGGUAUCUUCGGCUGGAUCUGGACGUGGACAUUCCUCAUCGCGACAGGACGGUUCAUUUCCGACUCCUGGAUGGACGUCGGCUUCCCGGUGCUCUACACCAAGGCGCCACGUCUCGGCCUCGGCGACGCACUAGUGACCGCGAUCGGCCUGACUCCCAAGUAG
Messenger RNA from Cutaneotrichosporon cavernicola, 1380 nucleotides. RefSeq lists its product as uncharacterized. The transcript has 3 exons. Lineage: Eukaryota; Fungi; Basidiomycota; Tremellomycetes; Trichosporonales; Trichosporonaceae. Gene Ontology annotation, biological process: lipid metabolic process. The record is from RefSeq and is a predicted model, not a curated record. Bases 1 to 1380 code for a protein of 459 amino acids.